AGAUGGUUUCUUUGCCAAAGGGAAUCAUAACGUAGCUAUCAUAAAAGCUUCAAAGGAUUAUGAAGUUUUUAAGAGAUCAUUUGGUGAUGUUUUUAACAGUGUCAAUGAACUGAAUGAAAGAAAGCAAAUGGAAGUGAAUGGUACAAAUAUUAAUUGGAACUCUUCUUAG
This is a messenger RNA of Paramuricea clavata, 169 nucleotides long. The record is from the annotation of a GenBank genome assembly. Lineage: Eukaryota; Metazoa; Cnidaria; Anthozoa; Malacalcyonacea; Plexauridae.